Messenger RNA from Lathyrus sativus (Indian pea), 312 nucleotides. The record is from the annotation of a GenBank genome assembly. Lineage: Eukaryota; Viridiplantae; Streptophyta; Magnoliopsida; Fabales; Fabaceae.
AUGGCUGAGAAAGAGCAUACUGGUGCAUCUGUAUCAGCACGACAACCUAUUGGAUAUUCGGGAGGACCGUACGAUACCUCUCUUUUGGUUAAGUACGAACAUCAUAUUGCUAGACAUAUAUGGUUCAGUGAGGAGAGAGAUACGAAGAAAGAGUUGAAGGUAGCAGGACAUGGGUUGAAGCUGAUUAAGAGGGUUUCACUACACCUUCUUAGAGAGAUGGAGGGUUGGGUAUCUAGGUCUGGUAUAUCUUCACUCCAAAGAACCAGGUUGACGAAGAUAGAUACGAACCUGGUUUCCGCAUUUGCGAGAUAG